GGAACCUAUACCGUUUUGCUCAUACUCGACAAGACGCAGUCCGACAUUCAUAUCUGUAAGAUACGACAUCUUGAGGCAUAAUGAAACCAAGAGCGACCAAAUCAGCAUGGGGCUGAGUUGCCAAGACCUACUCCAACGCUCAACCAUUCUACGAUCCAUGAAAUACAAGCAUCAUCUCGGAGGCGGCAGAUGGGGACCAACGGGGGUUUUCAAAGGCUUGCUUGCCCUUUGUUGCAAGGCUUGAUCAUCCUGCGACUGUUGUAAAGAUCCAUAUCACCGACAUGACUUCUCUCCUAGACCGAAGACUACCCCCUGGUGCUUGCGCGUGAGGACGAUUGAAGCAAAACUCGGAAAGCGUUCUGGCCAACGGAAGGCCCGGAUAAUGCAUUGUGCUAUCUUGCUGCUGGUUCAGCUAUUGUUUCUUGAAUACUAUUCACUAGCAGAAGACGUCGGUUUCGACUACGAUCCGACAGACCUGGUCGCGUGGGAACACGACUAUGGCCACUACCCUUAUCGAUCAUUCGAGUCUACCGAUUUGACACCACCAGCUGUAGCCCGAAAAGUCGACUCGCCAACAUGUCACGAUGGACUUUUCACAUUCCUCACCCCCCGAGGUACUGCGGUCAAUGAGAGCCAUGGUUUUGUCAUACUCGACGACGAAGGAGAACUUGUUUGGAUGCAAAAGACGGAAGGACAGCCAUACAACCUUGAUGUACAGACGUACCAAGGCGCUCCACACUUGACGUACUGGUUGGGCGAUGAUACUGUUGGCGGUCAUGGAGAAGGUGACUAUUAUCUGCUCAGCUCCUCCUACGACCUCGUCGCAAAGAUAUCCGCAUUGGACGACCUUCGCGCCGACCUGCAUACCCUGAGCAUUACCGCGGACGACACUGCUAUCAUUAGCAUCUACCAGCCGUACGAGAAAGAGAAGGGCGGACAACUGCAGUACAUAUGGGACUGCCUUUUCCAAGAGAUUGAUAUCGCGACCAACAUUCUGGUCUUCCAGUGGCGCGCUUCUGACUAUCAUGACACUUCCGAGUCUUAUCAUGAGCCGAGAUACAAGGACGAGGGAUCGACCAAUCAUACACAUUGGGAUUGGUACCACCUCAACUCGGUCGAGAAGGACAACUUGGGCAACUAUCUUGUCUCGGCCCGGUACACCCACUCCAUCAGCUAUAUCGACGGUCAGACUGGUGACCUCAUCUGGACAUUGGGUGGCAAGCGCAACAUGUUCACAUCUAACGAUCAUGCUCUUGACUUUGCGUCUCAGCAUUUCGCGCAGUUUCAUUCGGUUGACGACUUUCCAAGCCUGAAGGCAUCCUUCGGCGAGAGUCAAGAAGGUGUAACCACGCGCCUGAUCAGUCUUUUCGAUAAUAGAAAUGACGAUACAUGGGAUUCGGGACUGGCUUCGAGAGGGUUACUCCUCGCUGUCUCUUAUCCUACGCAUCCUGAUUCCAAUGGCAAAAUCAACAAGGAUGACUACAAAGUGAGAAUUGUCCACGAAUAUUUGCAUCCUGGCGAAUUGAUCGCCGACAGUCAAGGAAGCUUACAAGUUGUUCCUUCGUCUGGUGACAACCAGGACCCAAGCAUUGUGGUCGGAUGGGGCGCGCGAGCAGUGUGGUCUUCUUAUUCUUCCUCGGGCAAGCUCAUGUGCGAUGACCACUUUGGCACGGAAGCUGCCAUCCUCAAUGGCUCAGUGCAAUCAUACCACGUGAUGCGAUAUCCUUGGAUUGGUCUACCAAGCGAGCCCCUUGCUGGCAUAUACAACCCUGACCGAAACAGUCUCUUUGUCUCCUGGAACGGAGCCACCGAGGUUGACUCAUACGCGUUGCAGCACAGUGAUGAGAGUGCGAGUGGUAGUUACGCGGGCUGGAUCUACAUCAGUAUCACUCCAAAAGAAGGAUUCGAGACAGAGGUCGUUAUCGGAGAGUGCGUUACUCGGUUCGUUCGUGUCAUCGCGCUAGAUGUAGAAGAUAACGUGCUCGGUGUCUCUGAGGCAAUCGAAUUGCCUUUCAAAACCGGCUUCCACUGCGACGAGAUCAACAACAUGUAUAUCACGUCCGAUGGCAACACUUUCUCUGCAGGGGGCGUGACGUUUGCACCUGUCGCUUUGAUCAUGGCCGCCAUGUCCUUCACGAUGUUUUUGAUUCUCAUGUUUGAAAGCUGGCGUGCAUACAAAAUAUGGCAAAAGAGGAGGGAACAUGCAUACUACCGCCUUGAGGUAGAUCCUUAUUUGUGAUUUGGUACCCCUUCAGACGCUAUGCUUGGCGUUUGUAUAUUUGGCUCGUUACGAUAUACCCUGUUUUUAUCAUUUGCGUAUGCAUAGACCUCGACGCAUGUUCUACUAGCAAAAUCAUAUUGGCGCUUCGGAGCGCUAGAUACUUAGUGUAUUCAAUUCGCGUUACAUCUUUUGGCACGCUGAGGGCGAUCACGGUGUACUGUAUGCAGGUAGGCAGACGUCGUGGGAACCUGCAUAUAUCCUUACGACUGGUCAUAGCCCAACAAACAACAACUUUUUUACCUCUU
Molecule: messenger RNA, 2526 nt
Organism: Aureobasidium subglaciale EXF-2481
Lineage: Eukaryota; Fungi; Ascomycota; Dothideomycetes; Dothideales; Saccotheciaceae
Exons: 2
Coding region: 383-2239 (618 amino acids)
Source: RefSeq, a predicted model, not a curated record